UUUUGCCUCACGAUAGCCAGCCUCGUCCGUCGUCGUCGCAUAUCAUCACCCACCCACUCUCACUCACGAGCUUCAUCCGCUGUCACCGACAAAGAGCGUUGCUUCAUAGGAAGGGCGCUAGAUUCCCUCCAUUUUCUAGCCGGGAAAGCCCUGCCAUAUUUCAGUUGGGCGGCUGGCCUGCUCUCUGGCCAAGUCUAGUCAGAAGUCGGCGCCGCCUCCAAGUUGUGCGCGCUCUCACCGCGCGAAGGUCACCCCCCUCCAUCAGACCAAGGCGCAUACAUCCGACCCUAUAGAGUGGUGAGCGGGCCCCGGUGGCUCUUACCUGGAUGCCAUCAAAGAGGACAAGGGCAUCGCUCCCUACGCCUCCCUUGUCUUCUCAUCACGACGACGACGGCGGCGGCGUCGCUGUCGUCGUUGCAAAGGGGGACCAAGGUGAGGAGGUGGAUAGGGAGGACAUCGUCCUACCGCCGCCGCCAUCUGAUGGUGAGGAUGCGGAUGGGAAUCAGAUAGAUCCGCAAUAUCAUCAUGAGCAUGAUGACCAAGAAGGUGGUGAUGAUACUCGGCACUACCACGAUUCGGCUGACGAUGGAGACCAUCAGAACGGGGAGGAGCAGCCUCUUGUAAACGGACAGCCAGAUACCGUACCAGAGGGUGACCCCGAAGCCCAAGCAGAUUCAGCAACAGCAGCAACAUCAGCAAUCGCGGACUCAGCGUCCCACGCAGAGGACAAAGAGCAUCAACAUCACUCCGACGAUGCGAAUGAGCAUGCAUACAUCCACGCAGACGUCAAUGGUCACCAUGAGGAGGGCGAUGCAGGAGGCGAGGCCGAACCCUCAGGUGAAGGUGCCAACAUUGAGCAUCCACCUGCCGAAGAGGAAGAGGUCAUUACCCACUACGCUCCAGACGACCCUGCACAAUACAUCCAUGAAGGUGGCGACGAGGAGGGUAACGAAGCGCAACAUCACGAUGCCGGAGAGCACGCCGAGCCUACCGCCUUCGACUUCCUGCCCUUCUUUCCAAACGGCGCCCAAGACAUGGAAAGGCUUGCCGAGGCCUGGCAAGAGCAGCAGCGCUUAGAGCAACAGGCGAGAGAACAAGCCGCCGCUGAGUCGACCGAGGAUGGCGCCAAGAGUGAGCAGCAGGGUGAAGGCGACGAUGUCAAGCCACAAGCCAACGGCGAUCACGUUGGCGACGCCGGCUUGCUACUUGGCAUGGCAUCAGAAGCGGGCGUCGAUGGCAUCAGCGCUACCACAGCAGAGCAGCUGCAGAGCGUUCUCUCCUACGCAGCAGUCUCUACCGCCCCGUCGUCCUACCCAGCAGUGGCCGGAUCAAACCAAGCCGCAGCUGCCGCCGCAGCCGCUGCCGCUGCAGCUAUCGGCCAAGCCGUCAGUCCCCAAUCUGCUAUCGCUGCAGCUCUCGCCGCUCAGCGAGGAGCUGGCCCGGCCUGGGACUAUAGCCAACUUGCUCAGCAGUACUCUUCUGGCGCUUCGCCCUACUCCAACCCUUCGUACGCAGCCAGCGUCGCCGCAUACAAUGACCAGCAGUCGGCCAGCUCUGGUCAUCAUCAACAGCAGCAGCAGCAGCAGCAUCAGCAGCAAGCGAGCUCGAGUAGCAGCAGCAAUGUAGGCGCCAGCGGGAGCGGCACCGGGACCGGCAGCUCUUCCUCUCACCAGCACAGCCAAGGCCCACGAGAGCGUCGUGUCGGCUCGUCCAACAAUCCUAAUACCAUCGGCGGGCACACGCAUCGUCCCGGCUCAGGUCACGCCUUCUGCUCCGGCCCUCCCGUAGAGGGCACACCGUAUCGUCGCUUCGUCUUCCCAAUGGGCGCAGACGUCUCUGCUGGUCGCAAGAAGCACGUCAAGUCCGCUCAGGACAUGGCCGACACAUUCCCCCUCGCUGAGCAUCCCUGCGAUCGUUGUGCCGGGUACGACAAUCCGCUGCCUUGCUUCCAUCAGGCGGGGAACAAGUGCGUGUAUUGCAAAUUCUUGAGCAAGCCCUGUAGCUUACAACCCGGUGGAACGAACAACAAAGAGAGGAGGGCGGAGGGGAGCGCAGGGAGUGUAGGCCUUCCGCCCGGGCAGGGUCAGUACGGAUUCAAGGAAGAAGAGAAUGGCGAGUACGGCGAAGAUAGGCCAAUGAAGAAGCGCAAGCGGGAGGAUGGAGAGGGUGAGGAGGGAGGAAUCAUGGACGUGGACGACGUUAUGCAUGCCGAAGGGCACGACCAGCACGACCUCGCCCACCACGUCGGCGUAGACCUGAGCGGCCUCGAUAUGAGCAGCGUCGUAUCAGCCGACGAGGCGCAACGUGUUGCGCAGGAGCUGGCGGCUGCAGCGCAUCAGCAUCAAGAGCAGCUCGCUGCACAGGCCCAGGCUGCUCAGGCUAUUCAGCAGGCGGCGGAGGCGCAUCAGAGGGCGCAGGAUGAGGCGGCAGCUGCGGCAGCCGCAGGCGACCAUGGCGACUUCGUUCAGCAUGAUGCUGAUCAGCAGCAGCAGCAGCAAGAGGGCGACGGCGAGGGGCAACAUGAUGAGGCAGGAGGCGAGGAGGAAGGUGGCGUCGCCAUCGAUGAUGCGAAUGCCAUUGCAGCCGUCGAGCACUUGGCUGCGGUAGCUGCGGCUGAAGCGCAAGCGCAAGCGAGAGCAGAGGCAGAGGCAGAGGCAGAAGCUGCGCAGCAGGUGGAGGGCCAUGAAUUGCUCAACGACCUGGGCGAUGGAGAGGGCCACGAGCAGCUUGAGGCGCCUGCCGAGGAUGCUGGUCAGUCCGCGAACCCUGAUGGAGAGGAAGCGCAGCAAGACCACGCAAAUGAUCAAACCGAUCAGGACGACGAUGGAGCAGAAGCGGCAUUAGAAGCUGCUGCUGCUGCAGCCGCAGCAGCCGCCACCGCCAAUGUAGAGCAACCUCUCGAAGGCGAAGAGGCGGAAACCUCCCCGCCUGUGUACGAAGAGCAGUCUGAGGCCAAGGGCCUCACACACCAACAUGAUGGCGAGCAGCAGGACGAGGAGGAAGAUGAACCCGCUGUCCUACUCAACGAAGGCGCACCCGUCUUGAGCGCCUCCUCCUAGACCUUUCCCGUCCCUCCUCCCCCCCUUCACCGCCUACCCCGCUACCACUCCGGCUGCGUUCAUCGUUUUGUAAUCUUUGUUCCCCUGUUCCCUCCCCCCCAGAUGUACACUUAGGCACCCGCACCCCGAUUCGACGCUUCGAUGAGAAGCAAGAAUCUAUGCAACGAUAUCCAGACGCAAUUGAGCGUCGCUACUAUC
Messenger RNA from Jaminaea rosea, 3257 nucleotides. RefSeq lists its product as hypothetical. NCBI's taxonomy places the organism in Eukaryota, Fungi, Basidiomycota, Exobasidiomycetes, Microstromatales. The transcript has a single exon. The record is from RefSeq and is a predicted model, not a curated record. The coding region runs from base 327 to 3059 and encodes 910 amino acids.